UUUGCAAGAAUUGUGUAAAAGCAUCAACUUCACUUAUCAUCAAGGAAGUAACAUCAACAAUCACGGAUUCCCUGGCACUUAUGAAAGUCGAGCUAUUGAAAGAGUUACCUUUUACGGAGAAAAGGGUUGUUGCCCCGACUAAUAUCCGUGCCUUAGAGUCAACACACACACAGUUAUACGAAGGCACUCAUCUCGGACAACACUCACACAUUCAACGGGAAAUACUCGAAAAUCGCAACAGACCACUACUGCGAGGCACUAACACUGAUGAUAAUGGUAUUAAGAUAAAAACCGUGGCUAAUCCUGAACCUCGUUUUUGGCUAUUUUUUACCAACAUCAGUCCUGAUGUGACUCCCGACGAUAUGGCAAAUUGGGUUCAAUCUAAGCUGAAUACAAACGAUAUACAUGUUCGCCGGUUAACCAAGUAUGAUGCAGAUCUGAGCCGACUAACAUUCGUUUCCUUCAAAGUCGGCAUCCCAUCAACUUUGAAGAAUGUGGCUCUGUCUCAAAAUACUUGGCCAGCUGAAGUUGCGUUUCGUGAAUUUACCGAUUACCGUUCGCAACGGGGGUUUCAGUUCCCAUACCAACCCCACGCAUUGCACCAACAUCAACAGCAACCACCGGCUCCACAGUCGCCGCCACUAAUCGAUGCACAAUCACCAAUACUCACCUCAUCGCCCCCGCAUCUUUCGUCCUCAUCACCACCAGCAUCCCCGACACUGCAUUACAAUCUACGCAGCCAAACCAACAACCCACCAUAG
Molecule: messenger RNA, 761 nt
Organism: Anopheles arabiensis
Lineage: Eukaryota; Metazoa; Arthropoda; Insecta; Diptera; Culicidae
Exons: 1
Coding region: 81-761 (226 amino acids)
Source: RefSeq, a predicted model, not a curated record